UAAAAAUGCAAUUUCCAUUUAUGUUUUGACCCACCCCCUCAAGAAAUCGGAAAUUGACAACAGUGGCGUGUCGUGGCAGUUGAAUUUCCAAAGCCCAGAAAUCCAAACACACAUCUUCUUCUCUCAGACUCCGAUAUACAUCAAACCAAACAGCAGAAUGUGACACAAACACGAGAUAAAAAAAAAAAAAAAAACCCACGCAAGCAGAAGCGGCAGAAGCAAACGGCGAACAUCCAUACCUAACGGUCCUCGCGUUGAACCCAAGCACCGCCUUACCCCAAUCCUCUCGUUUUCCUUGCAACUAAACAGACAACAAUUCCUCACUCAUCGAUCACGGCGUCGUCGCUAUGCAGUUCGCUCGAUUCGAUUCGUUCUGGGCGUUGGAGACGAUUUUCGGUGUGAUCCGCCGGACCAGGAUUGGUUAAUCGCGGGAUUGGUUUUGUGUAUUCGGGGUUUGGUUGGAAAUGAGCACACAGAGGCAGCAGGUGGCCGUCCGGGACCUCGUUGAGGAAGCCAAGAAGCGGAUUGUCUUUCUCGCCAUUUGCGUCGUUGGCUUGUCGUACCUUAUGUCCUUGACAAGCUCCUCUGUCUGGGUGAACUUGCCUGCUGCUGCCUCGUUGAUUGUCAUCGUUCGUUAUUUGUCACUAGAUUAUGACAUGCGAAGAAAAGCUGCAGCAUACAACAGCAAGCCUCCCUCGGCAAAUACUACUUCUCAAAACAAACCUAUUCAGUGGCCUAAAACUAGUCAAAAGUCUGAGUGGAGAAGGAAAGUUAAUUCUCCUGUUGUCGAAGAAGCUAUUGAUCACUUCACCCGGCAUCUAGUUUCUGAGUUUGUGACCGAUCUCUGGUAUUCUCGUCUAACACCGGAUAGACAAGGUCCAGAAGAAAUGGCGUGCAUUGUGAAUGGUGUUCUUGGGGAAAUUUCAGCACGCAUGAGGAAUAUAAAUCUAAUUGAUCUUCUCACAAGGGAUCUUAUUAAUCUCAUAUGCUCUCACUUGGAGCUUUUCCGCGUAGCUCAAGCAAAGGUUCAAAAGCAACAUUCGGGAUUCCUUACAGUUGAAAAACGAGAUAUGGAAAUAAGACUCAUCUUGGCUGCUGAAAACAAAUUGCACCCUGCUUUAUUUUCUGCAGAAGCUGAGCACAAGGUUUUGCAGCAUCUGAUGGAUGGCCUCAUUUCUUUCUCGCUCAGGCCUGAAGAUCUGCAAUGUGCUCUAUUCCGUUAUAUUAUCAGAGAACUACUUGCUUGUGCAGUAAUGCGACCUGUCCUAAACUUGGCUAGUCCCAGGUUUAUUAAUGAAAGAAUUGAAUUGUUGGUCAUUAAAAUGACCGAGGCUAAAGGUGUUACUGUGGAACAAGAGGCAUCUCGAUCCAAACAAGAGGGGCCCUCAAAAAUAUCAUCUGAUCACUUUUCUAGGUUCUUAGAUCCUUCUGUUACUGGUGUUGAACUUGUGCAACUCAAAAAUGGCCAGUCCAGAACUGCUACGGAGACACCUGCAACAGAAAAUGUAAAUGGAUCAAAAGAUCCAUUGCUCUCGGUUGAUACUCAAUCUUCCCGUUCGUGGAGCACAUUGCGAAUGAACUCCCUCACUAGCAAUGAAAGAGUUAUAGAACAUAACCAAUGAGGAGAAUGGGGAGAUAUGUUAGAUCUGAUGUCUCGCAGAAAGACUGAAGCCCUUGCUCCUGAAAAUUUUGAAAACAUGUGGGCAAAAGGGAGAAAUUUCAGAAAGAAGGAAGGUGAAAUAAUUGAGCAUUCUUCUGGUGGGAAGUCAGUUACAGUAGAUCAUUUUAUAGAAAAAUCUAGGCCCAAAGAUAAGGAAAAUGUUUCGAAGUUCAAUCUUUCUGACAGAGGCACUUGUCAAAACAAUUUCCGCCCUGGAGAUCAAAACAUACCGAAUCGCUAUCGAGGUUCUUCAUAUCAGGAUGAUGAUGAAGACGACCACAUGCGGUUGGACGAGUUUGAUGCAGGAAGCAGUACUUCUUAUACUUCUGAAGGUGAAGAAACAGACAGUGUUACAGGUCUUGAUUCUCCUGGAACUAAAGUUUGGGAUGGUAGAAGUAAUAGAAAUAUGGCAAUGUCUCACAUUCAUCACCCACUUGAAAAUUCUGGACGCCAUAUCAGGAAACGGACUGUUAAAGGGAAUCUUCACCUUAACAGAUUGUCUAAAACCCAGUCUUUCCACAAAAGAUCUAGACCAAGCAACAAGAAAGUGCCGGUUUGGCAAGAGGUAGAGAGAACAAGCUUCUUGUCUGGAGAUGGACAGGACAUACUUAAUUCUCCAAAUCGAGAUGCAAAUAUUGACUCUAGCGAUGAUUCUGACAUUGAAAGUUUGGGUAGAAUUAACAGUGGGGCAGCCACUUCUUCAUCUGCAACUUUACCUUUCGCGGAUGGUCAUAGCCUGAAUUUUAAUUCCCUGAAAAAUUCUACAGUAGUGGAUUCUUUUUUCAAGUUGAAUUGUGAGGUAUUGGGUGCAAAUAUUGUGAAGAGUGACUCAAAAACAUUUGCCGUUUACUCCAUAGCUGUUACGGAUGUAAAUAAUAAUAGUUGGUCAAUCAAAAGAAGGUUUCGUCAUUUUGAGGAGCUACAUCGGCGUCUAAAAGAGUUUCCCGAGUACAACCUACACUUGCCACCAAAGCAUUUUCUUUCAACUGGUUUGGAUUUAGCUGUCAUUCAAGAACGAUGUAAAUCACUUGACCAGUAUGUAAAGAAACUUAUGCAGCUUCCAAGAGUUUCAGGAUCCAUUGAAGUUUGGGACUUUCUAAGUGUUGACUCCCAGACUUAUCUAUUUACAAAUUCCUUUUCUAUAAUCGAAACACUGUCAGUUGACCUAGAUGAGAAGCCAUCUGAAAGCAAAAAGGUUUCAAAUUUUGGUGGGCCGGUGACUGAUCUGUAUUCCUUGAAGAGGGAACAGGGUACUGGAGUUAAGGGUUCUGCUUUACAACUGAAGAACAACGCUGUGGCAGAUGGGUUAAGAGUGAACACAAAAGUUUCUGAUUCUCAGGUAAAAAGUCCCAGUAAAGAAUUUGGAAAGUCACUCAUUAAUUCUGGCACCGAUUCAAAUGCUAGAGCAAAAAAAGAUUUAUCUUCUGUCACAAACUUGGGUAAGACCAUAAAAGGAAGAGAGGAACAAGAAUCUGAAUUGUUUCUUGAUGCUGAUAGAGACCCUACACUUCCUACAGAGUGGGUACCUCCAAAUUUAAGUGCUCCCAUAUUAGAUUUGGUAGAUGUCAUUUUUCAGCUCCAAGAUGGUGGAUGGAUCAGGCGGAAAGCUUUUUGGGUGGCCAAACAAAUACUACAGCUAGGGAUGGGUGAUGCCUUCGAUGACUGGUUAAUAGAGAAAAUACAGCUUCUGCGCAAGGGAUUGGUGGUUGCUUCUGGGAUCAAGCGUGUUGAGCAGAUACUGUGGCCUGAUGGAAUAUUUAUAACCAAGCAUCCAAAGCGAAAACCACCACCACCUACCAACUUAUCGCAAAAUUCACCUCAGGGUCAGAAGCCUUCUGCAAUUUCAUCACCUAGACUUGACGAGCAGCAGCAACAGGAGGCAGAUCGACGCGCAAAGUUUGUAUAUGAACUAAUGAUUGAUCAUGCACCUGCCGCUAUUGUCGGUCUUGUUGGUAGUAAGGAAUAUGACAAAUGUGCCAAGGAUCUCUAUUACUUUCUCCAGUCAUCUGUUUGUUUGAAGCAACUGGGUUUUGACAUUCUGGAGCUGCUGCUUCUGUCGACAUUUCCGGAGAUGGAUUAUGUUUUUAAGCAGUUGCAUGAAGAAAAACAUCGAUUUGGCGAGUUUAGAGCACAAUAGUCGGUCCUAAUAUUAGAAGGUAAAUUUUCUGAGGAUGAUACACAGGAACAUGAUUGUGUUGCCUGCUUUGGCUUUUUUGUAACCGAUAUUCAUUUGUAUUGGCGUCAAGGGUAUCAAGUCAUUCUUUACCUGAAUUUUGUAAAGUAGCAUUUUAGCUAGAAACUUGAGGAAACUCAAUGUAAAGCUUGAGAUUAGUGCAUAUAUACAACACACCUUAUUCAGAGAAA
This is a messenger RNA of Pyrus x bretschneideri (Chinese white pear), 4024 nucleotides long. RefSeq lists its product as uncharacterized. The record is from RefSeq and is a predicted model, not a curated record. NCBI's taxonomy places the organism in Eukaryota, Viridiplantae, Streptophyta, Magnoliopsida, Rosales, Rosaceae. Gene Ontology annotation, molecular function: phosphatidylinositol binding.